Messenger RNA from Toxorhynchites rutilus septentrionalis, 904 nucleotides. RefSeq lists its product as uncharacterized. The coding region runs from base 31 to 828 and encodes 265 amino acids. The transcript has 2 exons. NCBI's taxonomy places the organism in Eukaryota, Metazoa, Arthropoda, Insecta, Diptera, Culicidae. The record is from RefSeq and is a predicted model, not a curated record.
UUGUCGUUAAAAAUUUCAUUCAAACAUAACAUGUCAGUCAUACUGUGCACUGAGUCAAAUCUAGUUGUGUUGCGACCUUCUCUUGUAUUAUCAGAGUUUUCCAACAUGCUUGUACUUUUGUUAACGAUUUUCAGUGUGCUAACCGUGGCUAGUGCCGGUCCCAUUCCUAGCGAUUCACAAAAUACGACAAUUACCAACAUAGAAGAUUUCUUCCAACAUUCACUCAAUGGGCUGGCAGGUGCUCUGAUAUCACAACACAAUACGAGCUCUCCGGAACAUUACCAAUCGACGGAUGGCAGUAUACACGCCGUGGUGAAACCACUUAAUCUGGCACCUCUGCAAGCCAUUGCCUUCCGUCCAAACAACAACCAGCUCAUACUGCACAACGCGACAAACUUGUUCAAGAACGAAUCGAUCGGAGUGGAUCUAAUUCAGGUUGAUUUGAAACCAUCAAGCGAAUCUACCACAGUAGCGGUCAUACCGACCUCGACAGAACAGUCAGCAAUUCUUGAGAAAAUCCCAACCUCGAUUGUUAGUGGAAUCGUCAGUACGAAUGAUACUAGUAAAACAAAUGAAGAAGUAAAAACUACUGCCAGUACAACAGGAUCAACCCGACCGUCCCAUGUCAGCGCAACCAGUGAGCCAAUUGAGAUUGUGACGCCCGUUCAAGAAUUACACGGUCAGAACGUAACUGCAGCUUCAGUUACCGAACAACCAAACUCAUCUGAAUCUUCACAAUCAGCGGAAUCUUCCGAAUCUAAAGAGGAUCUAAAAGAUAAGAUUAAGGAAGUGGAAGCGGAACCUGUAAUACUAACAGCAGGGGUAUAAUAUUUCAUUUAUAUUAUGUAAUAAAUUCUAUCUUACGAAUAUAUAAUAUCUGCGAUAAGUGAAAGUCACUAUCAAA